Pararge aegeria (speckled wood butterfly) is the source of this 1834-nucleotide messenger RNA. RefSeq lists its product as uncharacterized. Bases 230 to 1663 code for a protein of 477 amino acids. Gene Ontology annotation, biological process: regulation of DNA-templated transcription. Gene Ontology annotation, molecular function: protein binding. Lineage: Eukaryota; Metazoa; Arthropoda; Insecta; Lepidoptera; Nymphalidae. The transcript is spliced from 10 exons. The record is from RefSeq and is a predicted model, not a curated record.
UGCGCCCGACGCAAAUGCGCGCGCCUAACUGAAGCGCGCUCUCCGAAUCCGCCCUAUUUCCCUGAAAAAAUUCAAAUAUAGAACACAGUGUUUUAUCCCAUCAAUAGUGCAACAGUGUUGUGUGCUCGCAAUAGUGACGUUCCAAGCUUGCGAAUAGCUGCUAUUUACGACUUUCACUUCAGAUUUUUGCAAGCGCUUAGGUCCUUUCGAAACGGUGACGGGGGGAGAAAUGGUGUCACGGCGGCGUAUACUUUCGCGGUCUCGCGAUGACCUCACUCAGGCUAUAUCCACUCAGUUGGAAGAAGAAGAAGACGUAUGGUAUCAGAAAGACAAGCUUUACAAGGAACACAUACAGGAAGUGCUAGACAAAUGGACGCAGAUAGACGACGAGAUCUGGGCAAAGGUUAUAGUUUUCGAAAAGAACCGGCGGGUGGCGAAAGCGUACGCACGUGCGCCUGUACUCACUAUCAACGGUUCAGACGACGGAUUCGACGGAAUGAGAAUUGGCCUUUGCGGAUUCGACAACCCACACAGAGAUCCAAAAACAGAAGAACUGAAAAAACACAUAGGACAGGGUGUCAAAAUAAAAAUGGACGACGCCGGGAAUAUACUCAUCAGACGCUACUCCAAGAGUAGCGUGAUCGUGAAGAGUACCGCCGCUACCAGCACUGAAGAGACGGCGAUAGGACAGGACAUCACCAAACUACCGGGAUACGGGCUGGAACAAGAGAAAAUAUUUAAGUUAUUCGACAUGAAGAAAUUCCAAUCCAACGUGAACCGAGAGCUGCGCCGAGCGUACCCCGACCGCAGAAGACUUGAAACGCAGUGCUUGAGUGCGAUCGCCUUUGUGAAGUCGGACAACGAGCUACUAGAAUGCCCUAUCUGGGUCCUAAUCAUUAAUGUUGUUGCCAUGGACAUGCUGAAAUCGAAGUUGCCUCCGGUUCAAAGACCAAUGGAUAUCAAGAACAGACCUCGCAUCCCGAUACCCGAUGAGGAUCCUUACAGUAUCGCCAGUUCAAAUGCCAACGGCUCUGGGUCAAGCGGCAGUUCUGGAGGAUAUGGUCACAACGGCCACAACGGCCACAACGGUCUCAAUGGCCACGGGGUUGUAGCGGCGACGAGAGAACAACUGAUGAUGCAGAUGGGACAAAGGAGAGGUGACAAGCCUCCGAAACUGCCACCAAGGGAAAAUGGUUAUGGCCCAGCUGAUAUUCCCAAGCCGGAUUACGAUGACAUUGAGAGCGACCGCGUUCCUACACAGUUCCCGAGGGGAAAAUCCGACAAAGGCAAAGACAAUAAGAAAUAUGAUGAUCCGUACUACUGCGGCCUGCGCGCCCGCGUGCCCAACUUCGUGAAAGCCAACGGCAAGCACGUUCUGCCAGCGAUGACCGAACGCCUAACCCUCAAAGAGACGCCGGUCCCCAGCAAGCGCUACAGUGUGGCCCACGCACAUCCCGGCCCCUUCCCUGGUCACUUGCCGCCAUUCGCCCACGCCCCCAUGCCCCAAUCAGCACUUUGGCACGCACGCUCCUACGAGAGCGGAAUCGAUGGAGAUCACUACGACCCAUACGCACUGUACGGCCGUCUGCCGAUGCCUGGACGUGGUUUCCCCCCGCCCCCCGCACCCAACGCGCGCCAUAUGUUCAUCGGAGAAUGGGAUUAACCACCGUAUCCCCAUAACAUAAGGAACAUAUUAGCUUAUAUUGAUAACAUCACUUCGAUGCAACUUGCAAGAUUUCACCUAUGAAAUUUUGAACUUGAAGUGAUUGUAUCAAUGCUGACGACAUGUAAAUACGAUAUUGUAAAUUAUGCUUAUUAUAAUUUACCAUAUAAU